Messenger RNA from Ambispora gerdemannii, 357 nucleotides. The record is from the annotation of a GenBank genome assembly. NCBI's taxonomy places the organism in Eukaryota, Fungi, Glomeromycota, Glomeromycetes, Archaeosporales, Ambisporaceae.
AUGACAGACCACGGUUCAGAUUCAGCGAGUGCUAUUACAAUGACAGAGCACAGUUCAGAUUCAGCGAGUGCUAUUUCAUGGAAAGUGAUUGAAUCAGCGCAAAUCAAAAUAAUAAAAGACGCAUUCCGUCUCCGAUACAAAAAAGACAGCAAACUUAUUAGCGAAUAUGCUGGAUAUGUGAAAAAUUUGCGACAAGAAGAAAAACCAGACGAAUAUAUAAAAUCAACUGCUAUAAUGUUAUUCCAAAUGAGGAAGCAUAUAAUAAAGAAUGGCAAGAUAUCGAAAAUGGUUCCAAGUCGCCCUAUGACUGAGGCAGAAAUAGAUGAGGCUAUUGAUAAUGUGCUAGCAGAUAGCUAA